AUGGCAAACACGGAAGCAAACCCACCGUCGCCGUCUACAUCAAACGAAAUCUCCAGCGUCGCACUCCCACUCCGCAUACCACCAUUCUGGCGCGAUAAACCACAAUUGUGGUUCGCCGUUUUUGAAGCUGCAGUUAAUGAGCUUCAUAAAAACGAAGCCCAGAAGGCGCAGAUGGUCAUCGCCCAGCUAAAUAAGGAAGAUGUCGAGCAAAUCUGCGACCUACUUUACGCACCAUCGUCAGAGGGCUAUUACACAGUCGUUAAAGAAAAACUCAUAUCUGCAUACGAGGAAUCCGACAGCAAGCAGCUACAUAGGUUACUCUCCGACAUGGAACUCGGCGACCAGAGGCCGAGCCAGUUGCUUCGUCGUAUGAAAACGCUCGCUACGGGAAAAUUCCCCGACAAAACGCUACAGCUAAUGUGGAUGAAUCUUCUACCACCACACGUACUCGUCGUAAGCGACACAGUGGCCAAAGAUACCGCACUCGACGAUAUCGCCAAACUCGCUGAUAAGAUGGCUGUCAUUAUGUUACUAACAAAAGUUGCCCAGAACAGUCUCGACGAAGGUCUAUUAAAAUACGUAUGUCACAAGAUAACAUUUCAUACCAGGAAGCAUCCCAAAGAUUUCAUAACGUACGUAACCCAAUCCCCUUCAUCGAGGCAUACCCAUAUUCAGCACACUCAAACAUCCCCUAACAAGCAUCUAACAGGUACAACUUCACACCGAAAAACUGUAUUCCAGCCCCCAAGCUCUAGAAUCCCAUUGAGCUCCGGGUACGAUCGAUUAGCUCAUCAGGCCAUUAUUGAAAACUGUUCUUCUUCGCUUCCAAAUGGCUGCGCUCUCAGUAAUGAAAACUCGCUAAUAGAAAUCUCUCCAAAUGAUAACUUGUUAGAAACCCUCUUAAAAUUCGUUGUAAGUCUUCUAAAUAGAUUUGAAGACAUCCCAACGUUGCGCAAAAAAUCAAUCAACUUCACAAAUUUCUCACUAAUAACAACAAUAGCUCAUGAAGUAAAUUAUUUUAUAAAUAAAUUCUCUCCGUCUAUCUUUGCCAUGUCGGAGAUAUGGUUGGUGUCUGGUGCCGACUAUUGCAUAUUUGGGUACUCCUGCCUCCAGGAUAUCAGGAGGGUCGGCUAUGGAGGGAAUGCAUUGCUGGUCAGUUACUCUCUCCCUUUUAAUAAUAAGUUAAUUUACCACCCCAUAGUGACUGCAUUAACGCAGCGGCUUCCUACUUCUACUCCGUCGGCCGCUCCGUUAUUACAAUUUAGACUUCACAAGGUAAAUUGGUCAGCUUACUCUGAGACACUGGACAGUAAUGUAGAUGGCCUUCCUAAAUUAACAUCUGAAAAUGGUACCAAAGCUUAUGAUGCUUUAGUGGAAUACCUAAUUGACACCGCACAUAUAAACAUUCCAAAAAAAACUGCACCCCAAAAAAAUAUUUCCCAUGCGAACAACCGUCGUAAUUUGACUGCCAAAGAUUCCUCAAGCUGGAUUGAAGCGUUCACUGACAUCAUAGACGGAGCUUUUUCCUUUGAAGAACUUCAAAAAGCGCUUUCUGACCUUAAUGAUAAUUCUUCAGACAGACCCAUUUAUCAAAUAUCAACUCUAGUUCUUCUCUUAAAGUACCCUUCACCCAGUUCAAAUAAAUCCUUCAAUGAGGUAAUGUGUAAAAACUGGCCGCAUUGGCUCCAAGUAUUUACGGAUGCAUCCAAGAUUUCAGAUACUGAGAAUGGUGGAGUGGCAGUAUGGAUACCUACGUAUAAGAUAGUCCUGAAUUUUAAAAUACCACCACCCUCAUCAGUCUUUAUAGGUGACUCAAGCUCGCCAGUUCAUUUGGCCGACAAUAAUGUUAGGGAUAAUCCCCUAUGUGAGUGCGGCUUAUAUGAAGGAUCUGUGGAACACACACUAUUUGACUGUCUCAAACUUUUGUAUCCUCUGUAUGAUAACACAUCAUCAGAUAGUAUGUAUUCGGAAUGGAGUUCACUGCCUCUGGAAGGUGGUGGACGAGGAGUGUUGGGAGCGGUUGGGGGACGAGAUGUAGUACUGGCAGUUGUGAGGCAGCUAGCUUCUCAUGAACCUAGCCCACUCACCACUGAUGCUGAGGUAGAAUGGGUGUUGGAAGUAGUCCGUUUCGGCUUGUCACUUCCCUUGACAGAGCACGAAGCGGUACGUGCGUGUGUGCGUGUGUGCUGCGCUUGGUUAGGUGCCCUGUUACCACCGGCACCGGCAGCACAACCACCGCCACCCGCGUUACCGGAACCAGUUCGUGCUCGUCCCCACGCAUAUGCAAAGACCAUUCUCCAUCAUUUGCAGAACCUUUUUGUGCCGCGUCCAGAUGAAAGUGGUGACCUAAUUAGUAAGCAAGCAGUGCUUUGUCAUCGAGUUCUGCGCCUCGCACGCGAACUUGCUGGAAAUGCUUCACUCGACGCUAGCGAAUGGCGGGCCUUAUUACUACUAUUAUUGGCGGCAGCAGCCGCACUUUUAUCUCCACCAGCACCCCAUCAUUCUGCAGCUGAACAAUUGUGCGAGCGUGUGCUGUGUGUCCUUUUUGAAGUGUGGAUACUGGCAUGCCACAGGUGCUUCCCUUCGCCGCCACUUUGGCGUACACUACGCGAACAGUGCGUAAGGUGGCGACACAGAGCACCGCUCACAGAACAAUGGGCGCGCGCUUCUUUGUGUCUUACAGCGCGUCUUUUGCAACACAUGUAUGGACCGCAAUUCCCUGCAAUGGCCAUCAGUGAAGAGGACAGAAAUUUAGUCCCUGAAGACAUGAGUGCAGAAGCCGUCAUGCAGAGCUGGUAUCGUAUGUUGCACACUAUCGGCAAUCCGGUCGAUCUCUGCCGGCCGCACCUAAUCAGUCAGACCCCUGACUUCUUGCAGUAUCACGCUGAUAGGGCAAUAUGUAUGGGCUCUAUAGAAGCGUUCUAUAAUAGCUACGCCGACCUCUCAUCGCUGACGAGCGUCGGCGUUGAGCCGUGCGCGAAUUACUCGUACAGCGCGGAGGAAGGGCGCGAUCCUAGCCAGCAUCCGUGUUUGGCGGCACUACCGGUCAUCUUUCAUAAGGCAAUGCGAGGCAUCGCCGCCCACGUUGAUGCCUUCCUAGAAAAAGGAAGAGAUAAACUUCCUACAUUAUGUGCGAGAGAAAAAGAUGAAAGCGGCACAAAUGGCACGCAGCAUCAACGACGUUUACUGAGCGAAUACUACAAACGAACGCACUGCCCGUUAUUGGUUAAAAUGAACGCCGUGGUCGUCCGAAAACUGGUGGACAAUGAAGAAUUAAAGGCGAUUGUGGAAGCCGAUGAAACUCAAUCUACGGCUGAAUUAACAGCAGCCUUCAACGUUAGCAUCAAAACAAUAUUGUUCCAUUUGCGUCAAAUUCGCGAGUGUGCCGUGGCUGAGCGUAUAUCGGGUGUGGUUCCGGCCCCAGGGUUGGGGGCGGACCGGUGGUGGGCGUACGAGGGGUCAGGGGCGGGUAUAGGGGCGGGCACGGGAUCCCUGGGGGCGGAUGGUGAUGAGCCCGGCACGCCGCCAGCGCACCGUCGCCUCGCCAAGUCCUUCAGCGUGUCAUCCGCGAGGCCGCGCGACACCAAAACUGAACGCGGUACACCUCGUACAUCUCUUAUCGGUUUGACAAGCAGCCGACCACCGAGCGUUGUACCAACAACACCACCUAAUUCUAUUUCCUCGCAAGUUUGUGAAGCAGAGAAACCUCCGUUGACUCCAUUGCGACCGAAGGUUAAUUCGAUAUUCCAUCUGUUUGGCGAAUGGUUGUUUGAGGCGGCACUGAUCGGCACCACACCACACAUUAAUAAUCAGCAGCGCGGUGACGGGACUCCCCCACCGUCUCUAAUGUCAGAUGCAGCAUUCAAGCUUAAUAUGAUGAGUUAUCAACCAGGGCGAGCGGAAGCCUUAGGUACUUUGUGCCGCGUGCUUUGCUCUAAACAAUGUCGGGAAGAGGUUGUAGCGCCGUAUCUGGCUCGAUGCUACGCUGCUAUACAUCGAGGGUUAAGAGAACCUGCUACCGCUGCCGCCGUCGUACUUCACGCUACUGAUCUAUUCAGAUUGGAUUUAGAUGGCGUUUUAGUGCUUGUUCCUGAUUUCAUUUCGGCCUUGGAGCGUAUACUACCCGAGCGAGAGCCGAAACUCGAGUGUGCAAACAUAGAUAAGCGCGAGCUUCGCAAGGCAGCCAUCAGUGCGUUGCUAUCUAUGGUCGCCUUCCCUUAUCACUACAGGGGAUUGCCCGUACCCGAAUUCCCUGGAUGCAAUGAAUACGCGGGUCAAACCCUCGGUGAUAUCACGCGAAGCAGAUUGUCGCUUAUGUGCGUGGCGGCAGUUCAAGUGGAAUGGUCCGAUGCUCUGGCUGUGCCGCUACUGAGCGCUUUGUACUUGUGCGUACGGCACAGUGCUCAACCACGCGAUACUAACGCCGCGCCCGGAUCUACUCUCUCGCACAGCACCGACUAUAAAGCGCGUUCGGAGACGGGCAGUGCGACGGGCAGCUCUGAGGGGCAUUCACUUGAUGACUUCGCCGCUGAUGUGAGAGAGCUAGACCCAUCCUCACCAGUUUUCGGGGCGGCAUUGGUGGUACGCGCAACGUACCUGGUGUGCCACCGGCUGAUCUCGUCGUGGAAAGGCGAUCUGCAAGUAUCGCUCGCUGCCCUGGAAUUGCUUUCCGGUCUAGCCAAAUUACACUCUUCUAAACCAGAGGCGAUUGAACGCAAGCGCGCCGUACGCUGGAUAUGCGAUUACAUAGUGGUACAGUGCAGUAGACCGCCGCAGGCUCAUUCCCGCGAUCUGCAUUCGUGCGUUGUGGCGGCGUACUCUUGUUUAUCUGCAUGGCUGUGCCCCGCGUUACUGGCCGACGCUGAAUGGUUGGCUACACUCAUGGAAGUGGUCGAGCUGGGCAUCUCUGGCACAAAGAGCCAAGGUAAAUCUGGAGAACCACCCAAAAUGAAGGAUGAGAAGGAACUGAAACCCGUAUCAAUGCGUGUUCGUGAUGCUGCAGAGUCGUUACUGAUGCUCAUAUUAGAUCAGGUGGGAGUAGGGGGUGUGGAUGGCGGAGCUCGCUGGUGCCGUUUAGACGAACGUUGGCUGCGUGCGCUGGGUCACGGUCGGCUGAGGCAUUUCGUAGCAGACGGAUCCGUGCUAUUAUCACUGCUGGAGGAACCGCUCGCUAACAGUCAGGAACCGCAACCGACGCUGGUUGCUGAUGCAGCGUUUGACCUUAAAAGAGUAUAUCUACAAAUCCAGUUAUGGUUAGGAAAUGUAGAUAUUGAAAAUAUAGACAUUGCAAAGUGGGGCUGGAAGUAUUUUAAUGAUAUACUUAUCCCAAUAACAAUGAAUCAAUCACCAGCUCCAGAUUAUUGCAAAUAUUGUUUUGUAGCUGCAAAAAGGGUUGUGGAGCUGCUUGUGGAUGUCGAAAGAGUGGCUUAUACUGCAGUAUCUCACAUCGACUAUUUACAUUUAUUUUUAUGCCAUGUCUUAGUGAUCAUCCGCUGCGGCUGGGGUAGAUUCGCGUGGUCACUGAGCAGCCGCGGCGCCGCCCGCAGUGCGGGGCGGGGUGCGGGGGGAGCGUGCGCACGCCCCGUGGACAUGUUCCCCGCGCCCCGCCCCGCGCAGCCCGCCUGCCGACCGCCGUACGCGGCACCGCCCUGUGCUACUGAUUCAGCGUUCCCAAGCUUAGAGUCGGUUCUUCGUCAGCUGAACGAUCCUGAAGCGCCUACACUUUUCAAACUUCUAGAACAGCAAACGAUUAUCGAGAAACGCGUUACAGAAAGCGAAGAUAAUGUCGUGCCCGAAGAAUAUGUACCUCCAGAACCAGUGACCGAGUUUCAGACUGCUAGGCUGUUUCUAUCGCACUUCGGGUAUCUAAAUAUAGGUGGUGAUAAAAAGGGCGGUCUGCCUCGCCUUGUUGCGUUGGACGAUUCACUGCCCGGUUUCGAGGCGGGACUGAGACGUAUAGACGCGUGCGGUUGGCGCGCACCGCUCACUGUGCACGUGUUCUGCGCACGCGCCGGACAAACCACCGCCGCCGAUAUACUGGCGAACGCGCGCAGUUGUACACGCGUGCCGCCUGGCUUCAUACGUAUGCUUCGCGGGCUAGGCACGCCCGUUCGCGUGCGUGGACACGGUGGGUGGGCAGGUCGCACGUGCACUAGUUACGACGCGCGUCCACCCGUACAUGAUCCACCUACACUGGUGGGGGAGGCGGCGCCCGCGCUGUACGACGGUCGAGAUCAGGUGCUGUACUGGGCAGAUUCGACCAAUGAAAUUGCAUUUAUCGUACCUUCGGGUCGUGAGCUCGAUGACGAAAACAAAUGCGACCUCGAUGGUUCCUGCCACUCCAGAGGUUCAGAGAAAGCGGCUGGGUCGUCUUGGGACGUGUCAGGUGCUGUAUCGUAUGAACGCUCCGUGUCAGAGUCGGACAAGGGAAGCGUUGACAAGCCGCGACUCGAACUAGAUCUCGACCGUCCUCCCACGGGAUUGCCCGGUAAAUGUUUUAAGCACCGUCUGGCGAUGAACUUUCCUCCAUCGCCUAGGAUACAUCGCCGGAAGCCUACACCCACCAAAACCCCUAUGGUAUGCCCUCUGCGGGAGGAUAAAACCUGGAAAGCGAUAAAUGGUUAUCUUCCAUUGAAUUAUGACUGCGGCAGUGGAAGACGUAAUAGAGAUUUCACAACCAAAAUACUCAUCAUUUGGUUAGAAGAUUACGAAGAUCAUCUCAACUUACCCAUCGACGACAUGUUGAAGUACUGUGAGAGUGGCGUGCCGUGGCGCCGUCACGAGGUGUGCGUGAUAUGCGUGAGCCCCCGUCGCUCGGGAUUGGUGCGCGUGCGCACGUGCGCGGCGGGCUUGGACACGCCCGCCCCGCCCACGCCGGCGACGGGCGCGCUCGCCGACGGUGCGCAACUCGCGCCCCGACUGCUGCCGGACUGUCUGCGGCGCGCCGCGUUAGACCGCGCGCGACGUACUAGACACAACACCGAUCUGUACCAACCGCCGCAUGUCAGGAGACGUCACUUAAUACAGGAAUUGGCGCAACAAUAUAAAAAAGAUUUGACCGAACCGGAGCUUCUGGAAUCUCUUUUCCGCACACCAUGAAAUCGAUAUUUUAAUAGUAUUUCCAAUACCUCAGCGGAUUAAAAUAACAUAUUUUAUAUACCUAAACACCCUUUAUGUAAAUUUAUAUUGUCUCUGUCUGGCUGGCUGUCCUGUAUUUACUUGAUUUUUACCUUUUCCUGAUUCCACUUUCACUGUGACAAGUAAUUUUCUUAAUAAAGUUCCGAUAUAAAUAGAAAUCAAACGUAUGUACAUAAUUACUAUGUAAUCAUAAAUAUUAUUAUAUUAAGUAAAACAAAUUGUUUAACUUAAUUUUAAGACUGAUUUUAUUUUAUAUUAAGUUUAAUCCUAUAUAAUAUAACAUUCCCAAAUAUUCAGUUAAGCUUAAAGUUUAUUUAUAUGCUAUAAAAUAUUGUUAAUGUAUAUUUAAUAAAAAGGCUAUUUAUUUUACGAUUGUAUUAUUUUAUUAUUAUAAAAGAAGGACAUCAUCCAUUUUGGUCCAAAAAUUAAAGUGGCGCUCAAAAAAAAGCGAGUUAUUCUGAUUCUAGUGGUCUCUCUUAACAUUUCUUAUUAACGCACCAAAGCUGUAUCAUUCCUUCCUUCAUACAUUUUUGAAUUUCUUAACAUAACAUACCAAAUAUUUUUUGAAACAAUAAUGUUUUAUAUCAUGCAGACAUAACUCAAUGCAAACAAAGACACCAAAAAA
This is a messenger RNA of Diatraea saccharalis (sugarcane borer), 7762 nucleotides long. The record is from the annotation of a GenBank genome assembly. Lineage: Eukaryota; Metazoa; Arthropoda; Insecta; Lepidoptera; Crambidae.